Molecule: messenger RNA, 429 nt
Organism: Eimeria acervulina
Lineage: Eukaryota; Apicomplexa; Conoidasida; Eucoccidiorida; Eimeriidae
Exons: 2
Coding region: 1-429 (142 amino acids)
Source: RefSeq, a predicted model, not a curated record
AUGCCGGGGAUAAGCAGUUUGGCUUCCCUUCCACUUUCCGGCCAUCCUGAGCACUACGGUACUGUGGAGGCGGCCUGCCCUGUAUGGCAGCACUCUUUGCCGCAGCCCCUGUUUCCAGGUAACCCCGUAGGCAAGCCUACUCUACCCUCUUUUGAUGUAUGCAAAAGGGCCAAAGACAAUUAUUAUGUAUUUACUGUGACGCCGUCAAUGCAGAUGUCCACUAUUGAGGCAGAGAUCCACCUACAGUAUGAGGGGCCCAAUAAAAACACAUAUAUGUCAAGCAAAGGAAAUGCCGUUCUUGUAGUGUGCAUACAAGGCUCGGAGGAUGAUUUCCCGUCGCUGGCUUCAAAGCCCUGGCUUAAGGUCCUCACGGGGGCCAACAACACCAGAGAAAUGGCCAAUGGAACAACCCUUGGAACUCUUGAGUAA